AUGGGGAGGCAGGCAGAAGCGACAAGAGGCGCCAGCGGCACGGGUGGCGAGGGUGGGAGUGACGAGGCGAUGGGGGGAGGGGGCGCAGCAGUGACGCCAGGGGUCACAGGGACCGGUUUGAGGGGGAGCGUGGGCGAGUGGGUGGGAGGACAGAGUUCUGAUAUAAAACUGAUCCGAAUCGCAAUCUGGGUGAGAUUUCUGGACCAUUGUGGACACUUUCCUGGCUGCAUUGGCAGCGAACCACUUGCCACAUCGCCGGAGGAUCGCAAACGGCGCUGUUUCUGGAGCUGCGGGGCCGAGAGAAUCCCGAGUUGGGGUCACCGCUACAUAGCGGCCCAUUGGCUCCUUCGAGGAAGCAGACAUCCAUCCGUAGUAUUAAAACAAGGGCUGCAGUAUCGAGAAAGUCUCCGCGGCCCAGGCGGAGGCAAGUGCCUCUGCCUUCUCCCGCUGCGCAGCUCCUUGAGUUGCCGCCCGCAGGAAGGGCGCGUCGCUUCCCGACCGCCGAAGCCAUUUACCCCGUCAGCGGCGUUCGGCGGUCGCUCCAUGUAA
Molecule: messenger RNA, 549 nt
Organism: Gryllus bimaculatus (two-spotted cricket)
Lineage: Eukaryota; Metazoa; Arthropoda; Insecta; Orthoptera; Gryllidae
Source: the annotation of a GenBank genome assembly